Messenger RNA from Brassica napus (rape), 3275 nucleotides. RefSeq lists its product as uncharacterized. The transcript has 5 exons. The record is from RefSeq and is a predicted model, not a curated record. NCBI's taxonomy places the organism in Eukaryota, Viridiplantae, Streptophyta, Magnoliopsida, Brassicales, Brassicaceae. The coding region runs from base 1596 to 1970 and encodes 124 amino acids.
CUUUUUUUAUUAUCUUCACAAACAUAAAAACAGUAGAGGCACCUGACUCCCACCAUCGUAUUUCAGUCUGCCCAUAGCUAAAUUUACGAUUUAUUCGUGUUUUUCUUAAUACUUCGUCUGUUUUGUCAUUUUAGAUUUGUGCACAUAAAUUAAGAAAAUAUUUAAUUUUGCAUAUUUUUUAUAUAAAAACAUUAUUAUUCAUAUAUCUAACCAUAUUUCCACCAAUUGAAAAAUAAACUAGAAAAUAAAAUUAAUAAAUUCUACAUUAAAAUGCUAAAACGACACUAAUUUUGCAACGAAGUUAAUAUGAAACGGAAGGAGUAGGAUUUACUAAUAAAAGUGCCAGUUGUAGACUUUCGUUUGUGAGUUUAUGCUUUAAAUGUGUUAAUGUUAUUAUCUCAAAAUGUACGUAUAUGAAGAAUUUUUAAUAAAAUGUUAAAAGAAUAACUCUUUAUGUAAUUUGUAGCAUAAGUUUAUUUUGCGUUAAGUUAGAAUGAGGUGAAAUCGUUCUAAAAAUAAAUUUCAAAGUUAGGUAUUUGAAGUUUCAACUUUAAUCCAGUAGUGUCCAUCAUCAUCUUUUUCUUUAUAUAUUCACUUUAAAGCUUUUGCAGAGCCAAAGUUCAAUUUUUGAGGAUUAGCUUGAAACUUUGGAUUCUAUCUCAGGAGACAACAACUUUAUCAAAGAAGUGAUAUGAAAUCUCUCUCCAAUAACUCACAUACCCAUUUUACCUUUUGUGUCAGAGGAGAAGAUGGGCUACAAAUGAACAAAAACAUUUUUUGUUUUUGUUUUUGUAAGUUAAUUUUUUUUUUAACAGAAAAAUGGUUAAAUCCGGAUUUAUUAAAUAUAUGAACCUAACCUCCGGGACAUACGGAUAGACUCUCUCCUAUGCAUUCAAAUGAACCAAAAACAAUAGCUCAUAUCCGUGUGGCCAGCGGGGUUCGAACUUUGUAAGUUAAUUUUUGUAUCUAGUUUUUUCUUGUUUUUUUGUAUCGGGUUUGCUAAAGUAGCUAGUCUUGUGACUUAUGAUGUUCAACAAUAAUUUUUCUUUUUAGAAAUAAAUAGCUUUUGAACCGUUCAGAUUUACUGGUAAUUUCGCACAACGUACAAAAUAGCUUCUGGACCGUUCUAAUUUUGAAAUCUUGCUCAGUUUUUUUUGGUGCUAAAAAUAUUUCUUGAGAAACCGAGAUAGUUAUUUUUAUUUUUUGAACGUCAACCAAGAUAGUUAAUAAAUGGUUUACAUUUCAUUUCCAUUUUAAAUACGAGUAAACUCGUGAAAGAAAAUAUCGUACAGACAAACACAAAUAAGACCAGCUGCAACGCAGGAUAUUAGCUAAUUCUUAGCGCUAAUCCUUAUGCAUUAAGAAUAAAAUAAUAAUUAAACUUGACGUUACGCUAAGGUUGAAUCCUUAAUGAAGGAUUUAUUUGCGGUUGAUCCUUGAUGCGCUGGCAACGUCUGAUUGUAUCGGGAAAGGGAUGUGUUUUGUGAGGGGAAAAAAACUCGGUCAUUUUCGCGACUCGAGCAGAAAAAAAACUUUUCACCUCUCCUGGCGAAACAAAAGGCGAUUCUGCGAUCCGCUUUGUUCAAGGUUCUGAAAUGGAGGAAGAAUUGCGAGAUAUGAAAGCACACAAAGCAUACUACAACAUGCUUCAUUUCGUUGCAAAUGCGCAACAGGGGAUUCCCAAGCUGUGCCCCUGUGGAUCUAUCACGAAGGAGGUCGUCGAUGAAGAGGAUACAUAUGACUACCUCCCUGGGAAAAGAUACUUCAUAUGCAAAGACUAUGAGAAUGACGGGAUGCAUUUCAGGCAACCAUGGGUUAUGGGAAUGCAACAAGAGGUUGAGAGACUCAAAGAACGUUUUCACGAGCAGGAGAAGCUUCUGCGAGAGUGCGAGGCACUUAAGGGCCAGGUGAGGAUGCUGCUUAUGCGGGUGGCUGAACUCGAGAAAAGAAACUUACCGGUUUCUAACUAAGGUGAAGUACAAGACCAUGUGCUUGUUGAAGACGGAAGCUGGUAUCAAGUCACGGGUAGUUUGUAUUUUCUGUUUGUAUUUUCAUGUGAACCACGUCACGGGUUGUUUGUAUGUUGCCUUUAUAAGUCUGUUUGUAGACUAGGAUGUUAUGCUAUUUCCUUUGCUCUUCUACUUCCUUUGUACUGUCUAAAAAACAGAUGUAAUGAUGUUUUAGUGCAAUCUAUUUCCUUUGCUCUUAUUUUCCUUGUACAAAUGGUUCUGUUCUCUUGAUAUGGUUCAUCUAGACGAGCUUCCCACCUUCAUCUAGACGAGCUUUCCACCUUCAUCUCCAUCAGCAGUUCCCACCAUCUCGACGAGCAAGGUAUAUGGAUCCAUAGCUUAAAAAUGAUCUCUUCGGUAAUGCUAAAGAUUUGUCUGGUUCUGAUGAUACUUUGAGGUGAAAAUGAUACUUUGGUUUGUUCUAUAAACAUUUCAUGUUUCUUUCAUUAGCCUCUUUGAUGAAUUCCCAAGUGUUUCGUUUGUUCAAUUAUCAGUUAUUAAAACAAUUUGAUGAACCAUUAGAGCAAUUAAAAUGAUUCGAAACUUUAUUAUGUAAAAACCAAAAGAAAGUUUAUAAAAACGUCUUUAACUUAUGACUAUGAAAUAUAUAUAUGUCUUUAACUUAUGAUUAUGAAAUAUAUAUAUGUCGACACGUCUUUAACUUAUGAUUAUGAAAUAUAUAUAUGUCGACAUGGGCACAAAAGUAAUACCAAAAGAAAGUUUAUAAAAACGUAUGUUUGUUAUAAUGUUUGAAGGAAGGAUAUCCAAAUAUGGCAGAUGAACUCGACCGAAGACUCGAUGCGGCUGUCAAUGAGGCUUUUGAUGAAUAUUUUGAAGAAAUAUACAACAACAUUGUGGAGAAUCGAACUGCAAAAAAGAAGAAACGUGCAUAUGUCGAAAGAAACCGAGAAGCGGGCCACAACCGUCCAUGGAAUGACUACUUCAGUGAAGAUCCGACAUUUCCGCCUCAUUUAUUCAGACGCCGUUUCCGUAUGAACAAGGAAGUAUUCAUGCGUAUUGUCGACACCCUCUCAGCAAAUGUUUCAUUCUUUCAACAAAGAAGAGAUGCAGUCGGAAGGUUAGGUCUAUCAACACUGCAAAAGUGUACGACAGCUAUUCGUAUGCUUGCUUACGGCUCUGCAGCUGACGCCGUUGACGAAUAUCUCCGACUUGGUGAAAGCACAUCACUUUCAUGUUUAACCAAUUUCACAGAAGGCGUAAUACAGUUAUUUGGAGAUGAGUAUAUACGAAGACCCACUCCAGAGG